AAUAUUUUAUUUAUAUUAUUUAAUCUACUAAUUAAAUUUAGAUAAUAACAACAUAAACAUGGCCGUUACUCCAGCAGCAACUCCCAUAGCUCCCAUGGCGGUUACUUCUUCCUUUUUCUCUUGUGUGUUCUGAGUUCCCUUCCCAUGGCGGUUACUAUGCCGAUGAUUCAUUUACUUAUCUUUGUGUUUGCACUUGCUACAUUAUCGUAUUCCUCUGCGUACGAUCGGCUUUCGAAACCUCUUGUUGGAGAUGAUGGAAGAAUUUAUGUUUGUUCCAAUAAGAAGCUUUUUGCAUUUGAAAGCAAUGGUAGCAUCUCAUGGUCCAUGCAUAUAGACUAUAAAUGCAAUGUUGCUGUGGCACCUGUUCAUGGAGGUUUUGGCAAGAUAUAUUUGAUAGCUGAUAACAGAAUAUUAAUGGUUAAACUGGAAAACAGUGGAACUUCUGAGCCUGUAGCAGAAUUAUUCUUUGGUCCAGGACCUGGUCAACAGGUAGAGACUGAAAUUAUUGGGCUUUCGGUAAGCACAUUAACCUCAACAGUGUUUAUAAACAUCAAGAAUCGAGGACUCUUUGCAUAUAAGUCACAUGGACGUUUACUAUGGAGUAUUGGACCUGUGCUUUAUAAAUUUGGCUUCCAUCAAGGAUGCCGGAAAAACAUUACAGAUUGUUUCUUUGCAUCGGUCCCGGUGCUUGAUCAAUGCGAGGGUAGUAUAUACAUCUCAAAUACAGAAGGACAGCUCUAUUGCUUGUCUAUUCGCGGCCGUCACUUUAGAUGGAUACAGGAUUUUAGUUAUUUAGACAGAAAUUUCACCAUCACCGCCGGGAACAAUGGUCGUUUGUAUGUAACAGUUCCUGUGAGGGCUCUUUUAUUGGCUCUAGAUGUCUUUUCAGGUAAUGUCUUGUGGCAGAGAAGUAUUGGCCCAUUAAGCAAAGCUGACUCUGUACCCAUAGUAGAUUCUAAUGGAUGGGUGUCUAUUGGUUCAUUGGAUGGAUUCCUUUACUCAUUUUCACCAACUGGGGAUCUUAAGAAAUUCUCAAGAAGAAAUACAGAUAACUAUGUGAUUCAAGUUGGUUCUUUUCUUGAUUGCUCUGGAUUUGCUGUCUAUACUUCACAGAUAGAGAUGGAAGGAAAAGUUAGCCACACUGCUGGUGAAUUCACCACUGUUUCAGCAAUUCGACCGAAAGUUGCAUUGUUAACUAUGUUAGUUCCUGCAACUGGAUCAAUCUAUUGGUCUGAAAAUAAUCCUGGUCAACUUACAACUUCAUUAUCCAAAAGCGAUCUAAGUCAGUUUUUAGUAGAUGAGGAGAUUCUUCUUGCUUUCCUUGCUGCCUCAAAGACUGGCAACCUACUGCAAUGCCGUACUACAGGUCAGAAGCUUGCAUCAAGCUGCUCACAAGCAAGAACCAAGCUUGUCAGCAUCUACACAGGAAAUGAAAGGGUGAUAGCAUUGUUUCUACUCUUUGAAUCAACUGUUUUGGCAAUACUUAUUGGACUAGUAAGAUUCUGCUGUUCAUUCUGGGCGAAAAAGAAGCUUCAAGACCAAGGCCUUGGAAGUUUCCUUGCCAAGCGAUGCUCUCUUCAGCUCAAAAAGAAAGCAUUGGACAGGACAAUUACCGAGCUUGAGCGAAAAGCCGCAGAGGAAGCAGCAGACAGAGAGGUUUUAGAUAAACUGGUUGAUAUAUCAAAAGAAAGGGAAGGCAUUCAGAGGAAGCUAUCAACCAGCUACAGUUUAGGGAGGGAUAAAAGUGAUUCACAUGCAAGAUCUAUUCUUCCUUUACAAACAGGAAAAACAAAAAGCUACUCGUUCCAAGGGACACGGCGCAAGAACAUGACAAUGUUCCACACAAUGAGUGACACAUCUUCCAGCGAAAGCAGCUAUGAAGGUGAGACCAGCAUGCUUGGCAAUAAGGACUCAUCAACUAAGGCAAAAACAAAGACACUGAUGAUGGAAGAUAGUUCAAGUUCAGGUUCAAGUAGUGAGAAAUUUCGAAGGAGAGGCCUUAGGAGAAACUAUUAGAAUUUAGAAUUAAAAAGGGAAAGAGAAAGCAGAGCAGCAAGCACAUGUUUGAAUGGAACAUAAAGCUUGUUUUGCAAUAGUACCAAUGCUGGUUGUUUCACUAUGAAAUGUAAUUCUGUAGAUAACUUUCUGUGUAGUAAUUUGUUUUAAAAAAAAAAAUCAUAUGUAUAUGUUUCUAAAGACAGUGAAAAUAAAAAUGUUUCUAAAGAAUGAUAUUUUGAUAAUGAAUUUAAGAAAGAGUUGAGGAU
Arachis ipaensis is the source of this 2264-nucleotide messenger RNA. It is a transcript of the gene GEX3, whose product is annotated as gamete-expressed 3. Gene Ontology annotation, cellular component: plasma membrane. Gene Ontology annotation, molecular function: protein binding. Gene Ontology annotation, biological process: pollen tube guidance; embryo development ending in seed dormancy. NCBI's taxonomy places the organism in Eukaryota, Viridiplantae, Streptophyta, Magnoliopsida, Fabales, Fabaceae. The record is from RefSeq and is a predicted model, not a curated record.